Molecule: messenger RNA, 857 nt
Organism: Racocetra persica
Lineage: Eukaryota; Fungi; Glomeromycota; Glomeromycetes; Diversisporales; Gigasporaceae
Source: the annotation of a GenBank genome assembly
AUGUUUUGGGCUAUUUUUGUAUUGGGUCAUGAUUGUGGCCACGGUAGUUUUAGUCGUUAUCCUUGGCUCAAUGAUAUCGUUGGAACGUUUCUUCAUACUUUGAUCCUUGUUCCCUAUACUAAUUGGAAAAUAAGUCAUCGUCACCAUCACAAAAACACUGGCAAUAUUGAUAAAGAUGAAGUAUUCUUUCCUAUGAGAGAAACAGAAGUUCUUAUAAUUAAUGGUAUUAAAAAUACAAAACUCAUACCUUAUUUUGGAUUGGGUUUCGGUUGGAUCUUUUACUUGAUGUUCGGCUAUGGAACAAGGGCGACAUCUCAUAUAAAUCCAUUCGCCCCCCUUUUUGCUAAAAAUCGCGUUGGUGCUAUCAUUUCAAUCAUUUGUGUGUUUCUAGCACUGCUUGGUCUCGGUAAAAUCACCAUUCAUUUCGGUAUUUUGGCCGUAAUAAAAUACUAUUUCCUUCCAUGGAUAAUUUUUGGUACUUGGUUAGUGAUCACUACUUUUCUUCAUCAUCAUGGCGCCGAAGAAAACUUCAAGCUUCCGUGGUUUUCCGACGAUCAAUGGAACUAUGUCGUUGGUAACCUUUCUUCUGUGGAUCGUGACUAUGGUAUCUUUCAUGACAUCACUCAUUCUAUUGGUACACAUCAAAUUCAUCACUUGUUCCCGGCAAUUCCACAUUAUUAUCUUGUGGAAGCUACUACUUCAUUCCAAAAACGUUAUCCUCAAUUCAAGCGUGAAUCUAAUGAACCAAUCGUCAAAGCUUUUAUUGAUACCUUUACAAUGUGGAAAAAACAAUUUAUCAUCUCUGAUAAUACAAAAGUUUUCGUUUAUAAAAAUAAGAAAGAAGGAAAGAAACAGAA